CCAAAAAAAACCCGAGUGACCAUAAGCUCGGAGGGUUAGUCCGCCAGCUGCCUUCAUGCCUGCCAACUGAGCUCCGUCCGGGCCGCCGCUGCUCGUCCCCAGCGCCGGCGUGGAUUUACCGCCCGUGGCGGGGCCCGAGCCGAUCCGUUCGCCGCACCGCGCACCUGGUCCGGACGCUGGACGCCAUGUUGUGGAAACUAGCAGAUAAUGUCAAGUACGAAGAGGAUUGCGAGGACCGGCACGAUGGCAGCAGCAACGGGAACCCGCGGCUGCCGCACCUCUCCGCCGUCAGCCAGCACCUGUACAGCCCGGCCCCGCCGCUCUCGCACUCGGGCGCCUCCGACUUCCAGCCCCCCUACUUCCCACCCCCGUACCAGCCGCUGCCUUACUCGCAGUCCAGCGACCCCUACUCGCACCUGGGGGACCCGUUCUCCAUCAACCCCCUGCACCAGCCGCCGCCGCCGCCGCCCAGCCAGCAGCAGAGCGCUUGGCCGAACCGGCAGAGCCAGGAGCCGGCGGGGCUGGCCCCGCACGCCCGCCCCGGGCUGGUGCCGCACCUCUCGGCGCUGGAGAGCGGCUCUGCCGGCAGCCGCCGGGAGACCUUCCGGCGCUCCGAGCUGCUGCUGCCCCACGGGCACGGGUUGGACGCCUCGGCGCUGGCCGAUAACCUGGGAUUGCACGACAUGGCUCACCAGAUGGAGGAGGUGCAGAAUGUGGAAGAUCAACACUUACUAAUGCAUGACCAGACAGUCAUUAGAAAAGGUCCCAUCUCCCUAACGAAGAACAGCUCUCUGAGCCUGCCCUGCCAGAAGGAUGGAUUAAUUGGGGUGGUGAUCAACCCCAACGAGGUGUUCUGCUCCGUGCCGGGCAGGCUGUCCCUGCUCAGCUCCACGUCCAAGUACAAAGUGACAGUGGCGGAGGUGCAGAGGCGGCUCUCGCCCCCGGAGUGUCUCAAUGCCUCUCUGCUAGGAGGAGUCCUGCGAAGAGCCAAAUCUAAAAAUGGUGGCAGAUCAUUAAGGGAAAAACUGGACAAAAUUGGCUUGAAUCUUCCCGCUGGCAGAAGGAAAGCUGCAAAUGUGACACUAUUGACAUCUUUGGUGGAAGGUGAAGCUGUGCAUCUUGCUCGUGACUUUGGCUACGUGUGUGAGACAGAAUUUCCUUCCAAAGCGGUGGCUGAAUAUUUAACCAGACCGCACAUGGGCCGCAACGAAAUGGCAAACAGGAAGAACAUGCUUCUUGCUGCAAAGCAGAUCUGCAAGGAAUUCACAGACCUCCUCACUCAGGACAGAACCCCUCUUGGAAACACAAGGCCCAGCCCCAUCUUGGACCCUGGCAUCCAGGGCUGUUUGACUCAUUUUAGCCUGAUCACACAUGGCUUUGGGAGCGCUGCCAUCUGUGCUGCCAUGACAUCCGUCCAGAACUACCUAAAUGAAGCGUUAAAAAUAGCAGACAAAUCCUACAUGAACGCUGGCGACCAGAGCCCCGCCGAGACCAACAAAGCCAUUGACAAAAUGGACAAGCACAGGAAGUGAAAGGAGAAAAACCCAGACUUUACCCUUCCUCCUACACACAGACUGAGAUGAUCUUGCCAGGGGGAACGCAGAGAUUUGGGUGGGGUUUUUGUGAGGUUUUUUCUUUUUUAUUAUUUUAUUUUUCUCCUUUUUUUUUUUUUUUUUUUUUUUUUUAAAGAAAAGGGGAGAGGAAAAAAAAAAACCAAAAAAAAUGAAAAAAAAAAAAAAUCAUUCAGGAUCUUCACUCCUGCUGGAUCCGUGAGACAAGUCUUGCUAAAAGCUGCAGUGUCCCUGUUGUGUGGAAGCAAUUUACCUGAAGAUAAGUACCUGGGAGAAGUGUAUCCAAUCCUUUGCUGUAAAAGUGGUGCUAUAAAAGGGGGGCUUGAUGGAAUUUUACAGAGGGAUUGAUGUAGAUUCCUUUUCCACAUCUCGGUAUCUGGCGGGUGACCAGCUUCACGUGUAGUUUUUAAGGGACAGAUUUUAGAUGGAAGCCUAAAGUUUUGUUCUCUGAUACAAUUUCAGGGGUUCAUUCUCUCGAAACGCAACAGUGACAAUA
Molecule: messenger RNA, 2067 nt
Organism: Hirundo rustica (Barn swallow)
Lineage: Eukaryota; Metazoa; Chordata; Aves; Passeriformes; Hirundinidae
Gene: TFAP2C
Product: transcription factor AP-2 gamma
Exons: 7
Coding region: 186-1532 (448 amino acids)
Biological process (GO): regulation of cell population proliferation; anatomical structure development; regulation of transcription by RNA polymerase II
Cellular component (GO): nucleus
Molecular function (GO): RNA polymerase II transcription regulatory region sequence-specific DNA binding; DNA-binding transcription factor activity, RNA polymerase II-specific
Source: RefSeq, a predicted model, not a curated record